Molecule: messenger RNA, 1332 nt
Organism: Williopsis jadinii
Lineage: Eukaryota; Fungi; Ascomycota; Saccharomycetes; Phaffomycetales; Wickerhamomycetaceae
Gene: RPT3
Product: proteasome regulatory particle base subunit RPT3
Exons: 1
Coding region: 47-1318 (423 amino acids)
Biological process (GO): proteasome-mediated ubiquitin-dependent protein catabolic process
Cellular component (GO): proteasome regulatory particle, base subcomplex
Molecular function (GO): ATP hydrolysis activity; ATP binding; proteasome-activating activity
Source: RefSeq, a predicted model, not a curated record
ACCACCAUCAACACCAACUAGGCCUGUUUUAUUUAUCAUUCAGGCAAUGGAAGAACUCGGGAUCCAGCCUUCACCGGCUCCAACGGCGGACAAGUCAAAGCUCGAAUCGCUGUUCAUAUCGAACAACACCAACUUGAGCAAUAACAACAGUAACAACACAGCAUCAGAUAUAUACCUCAAGUUGAAGAAGUUGGAGAAGGAGUAUGAGCUCCUAUGUCUUCAGGAGGACUACAUCAAGGACGAGCAACGUCACUUGAAGAGAGAGCUGGUUAGGGCUCAGGAAGAGGUUAAAAGAAUACAGUCUGUUCCGUUGGUUAUAGGCCAGUUCUUGGAACCAAUUGAUCAAAACGUUGGUAUAGUUUCAUCGACAACUGGCUCGAACUACGUUGUGAGAAUCCUAUCGACGUUGGACAGAGAGCUACUGAAAUCAUCUGCUUCGGUAGCACUACACCGUCAUUCAAAUGCGCUAGUUGAUAUCUUGCCACCAGAGGCGGACUCGAGUAUUGCCAUCUUGGGUGACGGUGAAAAGCCAGAUGUCACGUACGCUGACGUUGGAGGAUUGGAUAUGCAAAAGCAGGAGAUCAGGGAGGCUGUGGAGUUGCCAUUGACACAGGCCGACCUCUACAAACAGAUUGGUAUUGAUCCACCAAGAGGUGUGUUGCUCUAUGGACCUCCAGGUACAGGUAAGACGAUGUUGGUCAAGGCCGUUGCUAAUAGCUCCACGGCAUCCUUUAUUAGAGUGAACGGUUCUGAAUUUGUGCAAAAAUACUUGGGUGAAGGUCCACGUAUGGUGCGUGACGUUUUCAGACUCGCUAGAGAAAACUCACCUUCAAUUAUCUUUAUCGAUGAAAUUGAUGCCAUCGCAACAAAACGUUUCGACGCCCAAACGGGUGCUGAUCGUGAAGUGCAGCGUAUUCUUUUGGAGUUGUUGAACCAAAUGGAUGGUUUUGACCAGACAUCCUCUGUUAAAGUCAUUAUGGCUACAAAUAGAGCUGAUACUUUGGACCCUGCGUUGUUGAGACCAGGACGUUUGGAUAGAAAGAUUGAAUUCCCAUCUUUGAGAGAUAGAAGAGAGCGUCGUCUCAUCUUCUCCACCAUUGCUUCUAAGAUGUCCCUCUCUCCAGAGGUUGAUCUCGACUCGUUGAUUAUUAGAAACGACCCACUUUCAGGUGCCGUUAUCGCUGCAAUCAUGCAAGAGGCUGGUUUAAGAGCAGUGAGAAAGAACAGAUAUGUCAUUCUACAAAGCGACUUGGAAGAAGCCUACAGCUCACAAGUGAAGACUGGCAGUGAAGUUGACAAGUUUGAAUUCUACAAAUGAGAAUAUAAUGGAAU